AGCACACAGCAGCACACGAGCACAAGGACCGCUGAUGAUUAAGGUGGGCAGGAAAGCACAUCCGCGAAUGGGUUAGCUUGAAAGUACAAUAGUCAGACGUUAGCAUAUGAGGGAGGAAAGAAUCACGGAUGAGAGAAUGGGUGGCACGGAUAUUGGGAUUACAGAAGGGAAAGAAUAACUGCAAUCGAUCUGACAAAAAGAAAAAAGAAAAACGGUUUUUGAAGGACAACUACACUGCGUUUUAGUGUGUUAACAUCUUAAGUUUUGAAUACAAAGAAGUGAAAACCUAAUGUGCAAAAUGAAUGAUGCAAAGCAAAAUGGGUUGUUGUUGUGACCCUUAAGCAGCUAGGCAAACUAAGUAUAAUACUUGGAUGCUGUCCAGAGAGAGGCGGACCGUUAAGCAAACUGAUUAAAACAAUGAAUGGACGGACUGGAGAUAAGCGAUGAAUGGAAAAAAAAAUGAAUAAGCUUCGGAGAAUUCAAUGGUUACAGCACGCUAGAAAGCAAACCGUUUUUAUUUCGGCUCUUGCAGAAGGAAAAGUACAAAACAAUGACACACGCUGCCAGGCAUUUCUAAGAAAAGGGGAAGAAAAAAAAGCACCAAAGGAAGAAAGUUUAUAUGGCGCAUUUGAAGAGUUUUAACUCUGCAGAACAAAACGUAUCCGAACAGUUUUAUAUAUUAAAUUUUCCGGUGGUUUUUACUUGUCGAAUAGCAUGUACAAACUGAUGAAGUUGUGUUGCUUCAAUGAAACUGUACUCAUUCUAAUAUAUUUAUACGACAGAUAUAUGCAAUGAAUGUACAGUAACUGUGGAGGCAACAGCACAGGAAAUCAGUUGUUAAAUCAACAAGGAGUUAAAAGAUUUUGAAUCUAAGCCAAAACUUAUUUAAAUAUGUAAUAGAGCAAGUUACUGUAAUGCUUUAAACUCAGACGUAAACUAGAAAAAGUGCAUCCAUUGGCUAGUUAAAUCAGGACACCUGUUGACAAAACCAGAGAAUGCUUUUAACUGUAUGUUUUAGGAUUUUUUUAACGUUUUUUUUUUUCAAUUUGCUAGGGGGUAAAUGGUAACGUGACAGUAUGGUUAUUAUGAUCAUCGAAAUCAUCAUCCUGUGUAACACAAAGUGUUGAGAAUACUCUCAUAGACUGAACCAGCGUACGGGACACUGAAUGUCGCCAGAAUUAACUGCCCGGUGCCUACAAGGAUGAGGAGAGGAUGGAUGGGGGAAGUCACCCUCUAAUGAAAAACCUUUCAUGGGGAGGCAACCUGUUGGUGAUCAUCUCCGUCUUCAGAAACAAGAAACUCAGGAAAGCAGGAAAUGCCUUUGUUGUUAGCCUGGCUGUAGCAGACCUCGUGGUGGCCAUCUACCCCUACCCGCUGGUUCUGACGGCUAUCUUCCAUGACGGUUGGAGCCUGGGCUACAUUCACUGCCAGAUCAGCGGCUUCCUCAUGGGACUGAGCGUGAUUGGAUCCAUUUUCAACAUUACGGGCAUUGCCAUCAAUCGCUACUGCUAUAUCUGCCACAGCCUUAAGUAUGACAAGCUCUUCUCCAACAAGAACACCAUCUGCUACGUCAUCCUCGUGUGGGUCCUCACUAUUCUUGCCAUUGUCCCAAACUGGUUUGUGGAGUCCCUGCAAUAUGACCCUCGGGUGUAUUCCUGCACUUUUGCGCAGUCGGUCAGCUCCUUCUACACCAUCACAGUAGUGGUUGUCCAUUUCAUCCUCCCCAUCAGCAUUGUGACUUACUGCUACCUCCGGAUAUGGAUCCUUGUUAUUCAAGUCCGCAGAAGAGUCAAGCCCGACAACAGGCCCAAAAUCAAGCCGCACGACUUUCGUAACUUCCUCACCAUGUUUGUGGUGUUCGUACUUUUUGCUGUGUGCUGGGCCCCAUUGAACUUCAUUGGGCUUGCAGUGGCUGUGAACCCCAGUCUAGGCCUUGCCAUUCCCGAAUGGCUGUUCACUGCUAGCUACUUCAUGGCCUACUUCAACAGCUGCUUGAAUGCUGUGGUUUAUGGGGUUCUAAACCAUAAUUUUAGAAAGGAAUACAGACGGAUUGUACUAGCUAUUUUUAGACUGCCUUGUUGAAAGAAAGAGCUUAACCAGGACACUGUGACAAAGAAAGCAUUGUGCUAAAUAUAAACCACAGAUGUAAGGCAAUCAGAGCUCAGAAAGAGCAAGCCAGAUCAUGUAAUAAAUACAAUGAAUGUAUAUAAGAAUGCGGUAUUGAUGUCUUCAUCGGGUAUAUACAAUUGUCUCUUGUUUGUGUUGGCUGUUGGUGUAAAGUAUAUCAAUGUAUUAUGGAAAAAGAACAAGAUUUUAUUUUUGGAACUGGUCACUGAGAGUUUGAAAAGUGAAGUCUUGAAGUAUUUAUUAAAGCUACAGUCUCAUGUUAAAUUUUGCAUAUAAACACGGUUUAUCGGUGCUGUUUUACAAUCAUUAACCACUUUGUAGUAGCUUGAAUUGCAGUGUGUGAAAAUAAACUGCCUGUGUGACUAUUUAUAACCUAAUUUCCAAAGAAACAGCACACAACAGUACACCACACAGAGUGGUAUGAAUGUCUUCUGCAUUUGGCAACACAAUAUAUUUUAGGUUGUAGAUCAUACAUAAGAUACAUUAUUUCCACUCUCAUCUACUCCAUUAAUAUGAAAAUGAUGCUAAUUUUCUCUUGGCAUCGCCUGUACAGUAUAUUUUUUAUACUUCAGAAAAGAUUUGAUAAAUCCAAAGACAGUUUAAAAGCUCAAAAGGACCGCAGCUCUAAAAUUAGCUUCAAACGUCUGCACGUUAUUGCUCAUUUUCAAAUAUAAUGGCCUUCAUUGCUAGCUAAAGGAUCUUAAAAAACCUAAAAUGCUCCCCCCUCCUAAGUUAGUGAAGUUUAAGGGCAGAUAAUGGGGAUUCUGAUGUGAUUAACUUUUCUUUUGAAAGCUAAAUCCCUUCAAAAUCUUUA
This is a messenger RNA of Lepisosteus oculatus (spotted gar), 2941 nucleotides long. RefSeq names its product melatonin receptor type 1A like (gene mtnr1al). Gene Ontology annotation, biological process: G protein-coupled receptor signaling pathway. The record is from RefSeq and is a predicted model, not a curated record. Gene Ontology annotation, molecular function: melatonin receptor activity. NCBI's taxonomy places the organism in Eukaryota, Metazoa, Chordata, Actinopteri, Semionotiformes, Lepisosteidae. Gene Ontology annotation, cellular component: plasma membrane.